AGGCCAGGGGGCCCACCUGGCCUUCAGUAGAGGUCAGGACGCAGGCACUCGCGCCCAAGGGGAGCAAAGCUGGGCCCAGCCCCAGGCUCCUAGGACCUCCAUCGCCCAAUGCCCGAGGAAUACGCCACGUGACGGCCUGACCAGAGUCCCAAACUGUCGGAGCUCUGCAAGCGCCAUGGCUCUCAAGAGGCCGCCCUGCCUGCCGUGCCUGCUGCUGCCGCUACUGACGCUCCUACUGCCCCAGGCAGGCACUCGGUCUUUCGUCGUGGAUCGGGAUCAUGACAGGUUCCUCCUGGACGGGGCUCCGUUCCGCUAUAUAUCUGGCAGCAUGCACUACUUCCGGGUCCCGCGCGUCCUUUGGGCCGACCGACUUUACAAGAUGCAGAUGAGCGGCCUUAACGCCAUACAGUUUUAUGUGCCCUGGAACUACCAUGAGCCAGAGCGUGGGGUCUAUAACUUUAAUGGCAGCCGGGAUCUCGUUGCAUUUCUGAAUGAGGCAAAUAAGACGAACCUGUUGGUCAUACUGAGGCCAGGACCUUACAUCUGUUCUGAGUGGGAGAUGGGGGGUCUCCCAGCCUGGUUGCUUCAAACACGGACUAUCCAUCUGAGAACCUCAGACCCAGACUUCCUUGCUGCGGUGGACUCCUGGUUCCAGGUCUUGCUGCCCAAGAUCUACCCAUGGCUGUACCACAAUGGGGGCAACAUCAUUAGCGUCCAGGUGGAGAAUGAAUACGGCAGCUAUAAGGCCUGUGACAUCACCUACAUGAGACACCUGGCUGGGCUCUUCCGCUCACUCCUAGGAGACAAGAUCUUGCUCUUCACCACAGAUGGGCCCGAAGGCCUCAGAUGUGGCACCCUCCAGGGCCUCUAUACCACUAUUGAUUUUGGCCCAGCCGACAAUAUGACCAAGAUCUUUUCCCUGCUUCGGGAGUAUGAACCCCAUGGGCCACUGGUGAACUCUGAGUACUACACAGGCUGGCUGGAUUACUGGGGCCAGAAACACUCCACUCGGUCUGUUGCAGCUGUGACCAAGGGACUGGAGGACAUGCUGAAUUUGGGAGCCAGUGUGAACAUGUACAUGUUCCACGGAGGCACCAACUUCGGAUACUGGAAUGGUGCUGAUGAAAAGGGGCACUUCCUUCCAAUCACUACAAGCUACGACUACGACGCACCCAUCUCUGAAGCAGGAGACCCCACACCUAAGCUUUUUGCUAUUCGAAACGUCAUCAGCAAGUUCCAGGAAGUCCCCUUGGGACCAUUACCUACCCCCAGCACCAAGAUGGCACUUGGACCUUUGACUCUGUACCUGGAUGGGCGUUUGCUGGAUUUUCUAAGCUUUCUGUGCCCCCAAGGACCCAUCCGUUCAAUCUUGCCAAUGACCUUUGAGGCUGUCAAGCAGGGCCAUGGCUUCAUGUUGUACCGGACCCAUCUGGUCAACACUUACACAGAGCCAGCGUCCCUGUGGAUGCCCAAAAACGGGCUUCACGACCGUGCCUAUGUGAUGGUGAAUGGGGUGUUCCAGGGUGUUUUGGAACGAAACAUUAAAAGCAGACUUUUUUUGGUGGGGAAAAUGGGGGACAAACUGGACAUCUUGGUGGAAAAUAUGGGGAGGCUCAGUUUUGGUUCUAACACCAGUGACUUCAAGGGCCUGUUAGAGCCACCACUGCUGGGGCACACUGUCCUUACCCAGUGGCUCAUAUUCCCCCUGAAAAUUGAUAACCUUGUCAAGUGGUGGUUUCCUAUCCAGUCGCCAAAAAAGACACAACUUACAACUUCCUCCGGCCCCGCCUUCUACUCUGCAUCGUUUCAAAUUUUAGGCACAACUGGGGACACAUUUCUGUAUAUGCCAGGAUGGUCCAAGGGCCAAGUCUGGAUCAAUGGGUUUAACUUGGGCCGGUACUGGACAAAGCGAGGGCCACAACAGACCCUCUACGUGCCCAAACCCCUGCUGUUUCCUAAGGAAACCAACAAAAUAACAGUACUGGAGCUAGAAAACGGGCCUCCCAAGCCCCAAGUCCAGUUUCUGGACAACCCCAUCCUCAACAGCACCUUGUACAGGACAUUCUUCAAUUAUUUCUUAGGUAAUGGGGAGAUGGAGUUAAGUGGGCACUGAAAGAAAGGCCACCCAUGGGCCUGGGAUGUGGCGUGGUCAGGAUCCGUUGGUGCUGGCCAUGGUGACAAGGAACUGCAGGCCUGUCUGCAAGUACCAGUGCAGUUUCCUUGCCAAACUUUAUUGUGAUUAAAGUUCCCGAGACAGUACCAGCUCCACA
Messenger RNA from Echinops telfairi (small Madagascar hedgehog), 2270 nucleotides. It is a transcript of the gene GLB1L, whose product is annotated as galactosidase beta 1 like. NCBI's taxonomy places the organism in Eukaryota, Metazoa, Chordata, Mammalia, Afrosoricida, Tenrecidae. The record is from RefSeq and is a predicted model, not a curated record. Gene Ontology annotation, molecular function: beta-galactosidase activity. Gene Ontology annotation, biological process: carbohydrate metabolic process. Gene Ontology annotation, cellular component: vacuole. The transcript has 17 exons. The coding region runs from base 176 to 2113 and encodes 645 amino acids.